Messenger RNA from Corticium candelabrum, 2364 nucleotides. Its product is annotated as rhophilin-2-like. The record is from RefSeq and is a predicted model, not a curated record. Gene Ontology annotation, biological process: negative regulation of stress fiber assembly. Lineage: Eukaryota; Metazoa; Porifera; Homoscleromorpha; Homosclerophorida; Plakinidae. The transcript has 17 exons. Gene Ontology annotation, molecular function: protein binding. The coding region runs from base 1 to 2226 and encodes 741 amino acids.
AUGCUCCAGCGUGAGGAGCAGAUAUCGUGUUUAGUCGAGCACAAUCUCAAACUUGCUUUCUCUAAGAUGGUUGUUGAAGCUUGGUGUCCAGGAGACAUUGUAGGUCAUGUUGACUCGAGAAAUGCUACUACUAGAAUCCCAAUGUUGCCUAUUGCUAUGAAGGAAACUGAGCCAGCCAAGUUCAACAAAGUCAUCAUGUCCAUGCUCAUCAAACAUUACCAUGUCAGUCCUGAUGAUUUUUCUCAACCUCUAGAAGAAAUAAACAGAAUGCGAGAGAUGUUACAGAAGCCUAGUCGAGACAAAGCUGGAAUAGAGUUGUUAUUUGAAUACUGCAACCAGCUAUAUUUUAUAGACAAGAGAUUUUAUCCCAGCAACAAAAAGCCAGUAGCAGAAGUAUAUUUCCAAUGGUUUGAUCUUUGGUCUGGAACUGCUUCAGCUCAACGAUCAAUAGCAUUUGAGAAAGCAAAUGUUAUGUUUAAUAUCUCUGCACUAUAUUCUCAAAUGGCAGUAGAACAGGAUCGAACAACUCUGCAUGGACUAGAGGAAGCAACAAAACUUUUUGAACGAGCUGCAGGUAUGUUGCAACUCAUGAGUAGAGCAUUUGUGAAUUCACCAAGUCUUGACAUUUCGAAUGAAUCAGUGAAUGUUUUGUACUUACUGAUGAUGGCUCAGGCACAAGAGUGCAACUGGGAGCAGAUUAUGAUUAAAGAACAGGAGGGUGAUGUGGAGUUAGCAAUUAACAUUACCAAGGAAACCUGCCAGGUAGCUGCCUCAUAUCGAGAAGUUGUGGAAGCUCUUGAUUCGACGAAAGUUUUGAAGGAAAAGAUUGCUUCAUUCUGGACUGCAAUGGUUAAAUUGAAACAUAAGCACUUUCAAGCUCUUACUUGUUUCUAUGCUGGCAUUGCCCAUGUAGAAUUUCUUGAUGAUGAUUUGUCCCCAGAUGAAAUCAAGGAUCAGCACAGAUUAUUGAUGGAGCUACAAAAUGCAUCAAAAUCAAACAUAUCAUCAAGACAUGAUCAGUUACAUUUGGGAUAUCUGUACUUCAAUGCUGCUGUUCAGUUACACGAAGAAAGCCAGAAAGUGGCUGAUUCGAGCAAAGAAGUAAAGAAGCUGGCUGCUGUUCAAAAGAUAUUGGAAAUGGACCGAAAAAAUGCGUUAUCAAAAGUCAUAGAAUUGAAGCACCUUGUUGAGAAGCCUAUUGAUUUGUCUUUACUACCCCGUGUGAAAGGUGAAAGAGUUCUUGGAAGACCACUUGCACCAGAAAAACCAGACUUCAACAAGAUGGGUGUCAUUGAUUUUUUUCGACGACUGGGGCCGUCAUUAAUUUUCAAUGCUAACGUUGUCCUUGGACCACCACAUGACGUCGCUAUUACACAGUCAGAUGAAGGGUUUGGUUUUGUGAUCAGAGGUAAUAGGCCAGUCAAAGUUCGAUCUGUUGACAUCGGGUCUCCUGCAGAGACAGCUGGUCUACUUCGUGGUGAUGUCAUCACUGCAGUAAAUGGGGAAGUAUCUAAGUUUAUGACACAUGAUGAAGUGGUUGGAGCCAUUAGAUUUCGAGGUGAGCAUGUAGUGUUGUCAGUGAUGAGUCCUGAAAAUGUUGAAGAAGUCCUGCAAGCCAGCCCCACCCUAUCUCGUUCUAACAGUAUCAUCAUUCACACUGUCAGCAAUGUUCCACUAGCCAGUGACAGUCCUGAGACAGGUAGAAGGGCUUUAUCGUAUGUGUCUGACAGUACAUCAAGCAGUGGACUUGGCCGUGUUACUGAGGAAUUUGAGAACAUGCCUUGUGCCAAUGAUAAUGAAUCACGCAGUGUCGACAACGAGAACAGUGGAGAAGACAGUCAAAUUGAUCUAUUAAAAGUAGCAACCCGUGAGAUGGAAUUGAAAGUUAUCAAUGAGUCUCACAUCCAGCAAGGUUCAGACAAAAUUGUACAAGCUAGCAAAUUAAUAAAUGCUGCAACCGAAUUACAAAGACUCGAAGAACCAGACAUGAGCAAUGCGGAUAUAGUAGCUGUUCAAGAAGAUGUAUCUAAUAAAGAGGGCAAUCAGGAAGAUAGGCAGGAUGCUGGGCAAGGGGGCAAAGAGGGUGGCAAGAAUGUCGACAAUCAAGAGAAUACUGAUGAAGAUAACGACGAGUAUGCCGUGGCCAAACCAGUGAAACUAGAUGUAAGAGUGCAACUGGCCGAGACUGUUGUAGCUGAUGACGAUGAUGUCAUGAUAGAUAAUUGAUAACUCCUUGUCAUGUGUUCAUGGUAGUUAGUAGCUUCAUGUUUUAUGCUACUCAAGGGUAUGUAAAUAAAAUAUUUUUGUAGCUUGUUUGACUAAUUAAUCGAAUGAAAUGCAGCACAGAUUCUAUUAUGACAAGAC